AUGGUCAUCUCGGCGACGGUGAUCCUGCUCAACUUCAACGUCACCUUGGGCUCGUCCCUCCCCAGCGGCGCCGCGUCGACCCUGAACGAGCACUUUGGCGUCACGGAGAAGCUUCAAAAGCCGUUGCCCGUGGCCGUCUUCCUCGUUGGAUACAUUUUCGGACCCAUCAUCUUUGCCCCCAUGUCUGAGUCCUGGGGCCGCCGACCAGCCUUUCUAAUUUCCUUUUCCGUGUACACGGCCUUUACGCUGGGAUGUGCCCUGGCGCCAAACUGGCCCGCGUUCCUCUUCUUCCGCUUCAUGCUGGGAUGCGGCGCGGCAGCGCCCCAGACCGUCUCCGGGGGGCUGUUUUGCGACAUCUACCCCGACCUCGGGCCGCGCGGGCUGGCGGUGACGCUGCUUGGCCUGACGAGCAACGUAGGGCCCCUGGUCGGGCCCAUCAUCUCGGGCUUCACCUCGACCAGGGCCUGGCAGUGGCAGUUUUGGUGUGCUCUCAUCCUCGCCGGCGUGAACUGGCCCCUGCUGCUGGCCAUGCCCGAGACCUUUCCUCCCGUCCUCAAGGCGGGCAUCACCAGAGCCAGAGCCAGAGCCGGAGCCGCGCCUGUCGGUGGUGGUGGCGGCAAGAAGGCGCCUCUCGACCUGGCAAGGAGGGCCAGGAUCCUCACGCGGCCGAUCCGUCUCCUGUCCGAGCCGCUCGUCUUCUUCACCGACCUCUUCAUCCUCUACCAGUACGUCAUCUUCUUCCUCUACUUCGGGGCCUACCCCGUCAUCUUCCGCGGGACCUACGCCAUGCCGGAUGGCGUAUCCGCUCUCAUGUUCAUCCCCACGGGCAUCGGCGCGGUCCUGGCCAUCGCCGUCUUCGUGGCCUGGGACCGGUUUCACAAGCGAAGCGUGGAAAGGGGCAGGCCGUGGGCCCUGCGGGAAGAGUACCGACGGCUCCCCCUCGCGUGCAUCGGCGGUCCCCUCUUCGCCCUCUCCGAGUUCUGGCUGGGAUGGACGGCUCGGCCGGGCAUCCCGUGGGCCGUGCCGGCCCUGUCCGGCGUCCCUUUGGGAAUCGGCAUCGACCUGACCUUCAUGGCCCUCAACAACUACCUGACCGACGUCUACGGCAUCUACAGCGCGUCGGCCCUGGCCUCGAGCGUCUUUACGCGAAACGUCCUGGCCGCCGUCAUCAUCCCCCUGACGACGUAUCCGCUGUACGAGAACCUCGGAACCAGCUGGGCCUGCACCCUGCUGGGCGGGCUGUGCGUGCUCCUGACGCCCAUUUCGUUUGCGUUUAUCCGCUGGGGCCCUGUUCUGAGGAUGCGCAGCCCCUUUUGCCGGAAGCUGGCGCGCGAGGGCGGCGCCAACCAUGGCGGCGGCGACUUGGUGGCGCCAUGUUGA
Molecule: messenger RNA, 1380 nt
Organism: Metarhizium album ARSEF 1941
Lineage: Eukaryota; Fungi; Ascomycota; Sordariomycetes; Hypocreales; Clavicipitaceae
Product: Major facilitator superfamily domain, general substrate transporter
Exons: 2
Coding region: 1-1380 (459 amino acids)
Biological process (GO): transmembrane transport
Molecular function (GO): transmembrane transporter activity
Source: RefSeq, a predicted model, not a curated record